CUUCUCCUUGUUCUUUUUUUUUAUUGAGGGUUUUAGUCUCCUUCACUUUCCUCUACUAUUUCCAUCAUACAAAACCACAGUUUCUAUCUUAAGAUUAGUACAAUAUACAAACACACAUCAACUGAAACUAUAUUUCUUUUGAUCCUUUAUGUAUAUGUGUACAUAAUUAUAUUUACUACCCCGAAAGAAAGCAAGCUAAGGAAUCCUCAAAGGACUUUGUUUUGAUGGAGGAAAACCCGCAUCGAGUUUCACGUAGACACAAUGGCGGGACCCACUGUCAAAACGACGACGAAGGGAGCCGUCGAGAACGUCAUCACAUUCACGGCGAUAAAGUCAAAUGCUCUGGCAAGAGAUGCCGGUCGUGGGCGGCGGCUGCUAUUGCUGACUGUGUAGCGCUUUGUUGCUGUCCAUGUGCGAUCAUAAACUUUCUUACUCUCACUUUCGUCAAGGUUCCGUGGAUGAUCGGACGGCGAUGUCUCGGUCGGAGCCGGAAUAAAAAGAAGAAGAAGCGGAAGCUACACAUGAGACAAGGGAGCAGGAAACUCAACGGUGAAGAUGAUGUGUUUGAGAUGGCCGGAGGAGAUGAGAAAUGCGGUGGUGGCGUAGGAUGCUGUGGCGGCGGAGAUUAUGAUGAUCACCGGUUUGUGGUGGAGAGAGAUGGGAGUUUAACGAAGGAGGAGGACAAAACGGCGACGUCGAGUAGAGGAGAUGAUGAGUCGAGAAUAAGUGCAAGAGUCGAAGCAGAGAGAGUGUGGUUAGAGUUGUAUCAGAUUGGUCAUCUUGGAUUUGGUCGAGUCUCCUUCACUGGGAUCCAAUGAUUUUAAUCAAAAAAUUCAA
Messenger RNA from Brassica oleracea var. oleracea, 837 nucleotides. RefSeq lists its product as uncharacterized. The transcript is spliced from 2 exons. NCBI's taxonomy places the organism in Eukaryota, Viridiplantae, Streptophyta, Magnoliopsida, Brassicales, Brassicaceae. Bases 225 to 818 code for a protein of 197 amino acids. The record is from RefSeq and is a predicted model, not a curated record.